GAUUUCUUCACUAUCGAGAAGCACAAGGAUGCCCUCAGCCUCUGGCAAGCUGCAAGCCUUCCCAAAACGUCGAGCGCACUCGGGUACUUGCGAUGACUUGGCUUCAUAUCUCCAAUAACUCACACACUCUCUCAGAUUUUGAAUAGACUGCUCGCUAGUAUAUGUAACGAACAUGAGCUACUCACUGUCAUAGACCGGAGACUCACCACCGGCAUCAGGUGAAAGUCACGUCACGCGCGUUUCUUUCUUGUUAUAUAACGAAACCAACACUCACAUCAGUUCCUGCAGUGAGCGGCGAGACUCCUGACCCUGACGGCCUACCAGCUCUCGACAAGAAACCAUUCUCCUACUCCGCCGCCAUCGCCAAGAUAACUGACGAAGAGAAAGAAGGUUUCUACAGGUUAUUCAUGGUUUGUGAUAAACAUAGAGAGAGCCUUGCUAGAAACGAAGGUAGCAACAUAGCACAACUGGCGCAGGUGUUCGUUAAUUCUGUAAUGAAUGAAUUCAAGAGGCAGGACCCUCGCCAGCUGUGCGCCAACAAUAGUAAACAUCUGACUUUCAUCAAGCAUCACCUUACCCGAAAAAUCAACCAGGUACUUCAGCGGUGACCCCGAAAGCAGAUCCACCGUCACCAUCCCGAUCAACCUCGUCGUCGGUUAGCAACUUGUUCCUCCCGUUAACUCCGCCAAAAACGACGACCAGCGACAACCUGACCCUCCAGCUCACACCACAGCAAGCAGCUACCCGUAGCAACCUGCUCCUCCUAGCCUCGGAAAGGGCUUUGCCCGCCGCAUCGACACCAUCACCAUCGUGCUCCCUUCACACGCCUGCAGGUGCUGGCUGUAUGCCAUGAGAUUGGAGCUAGGAUGAGACAUACGAUAGGACUAGCGUGAACCUCUCCGGGGUUGAUUGAUCAUGUAGCAUCCGAGUAGUGUUGUUAGCCUCACUGAGACCGCGCCCUUGAUACAGCAAAAGCCAUCUCCAUCUCCUGACACUCAAGAAUAGAGCCACGAUAGUCACUCAAUGAUGUAGGUUGCACACAGGUGGCGAGUAGAUGUAGUAGUAGCGACUGUCAAUGAUUACUUUAGGGCGGUCCGGUCUUUUCUUAGCACCUUCAUAGUGAGAGAUAGCAAACUAGGCAGACAUCCCCAAUCACCAUACGACGCUGAUAGUCACCAUAGUCACCACUGUAUGGGGAGCUGCUAUCAAAGCACUUGAGUAGCUGACAGCAAUAGCUUACAUGUGUUCAAAAACUACCCAGGUAGUACACCCGUGUGCCUCCCUAACGGAGCAGCAACUCCACGCAGCUCUGGAGAACAGAGAAGCACCUUCAGUACCCCGGCCCACGUUCUACAGCAUCACAAGCGAGACCGCAGCAAAAGUGGCCAGAAACUGCAAUCAGGGGAUUCUGUCAAGAAACCCCCAGCAAAGAAGCAGCGAGCAUGUGAUAAGAAGCAACAAGAAGAAGGUAAAGCUCAGGAUAGACCCUAGUUAUCCGUGGCUAAGAAGUAAGAAAAUAGGACGAUUUUCAACAUGAAAGUUCUGAACCUGUACCCCUAGCACGACUAUCGCCCCCAUUACACGCAGGUCCAUCCUCGCCGAGAAGCCCGAUCCAACAAGAGACACCCAUCGAAGUCUUACGCCUCCAGCGGCUAGGCAUCCCGAAAAACGAAAUAUCCAUCGCCUUAGCCGACCACUGCGACGCGACCACCCUAGUACCGACCGAGUUACUAGCGCCGGCACCGCACGAAGUUUGCGAGGCCAUCGUAGGUGACCUCAAAGCAGUACCACCACACAACGCUGAGAGGCUCCGACUACUGAAAAGUAUCGACAGCCUCGCAAAGGCGAACAAAGUUCUCGCAACGCAGAACGAAACACUAAAAGGAGCCCUCAAAAAGGAGCGAAACGCUUCCCGGGUCUCCUUCUCCAAAGGAGCACCCGGCAUAGGUACCCUAACAAGUAGAUCUUUAAAGGAACGCUCUUAGCUCUAUUGAUAGCCUGUACGUAGAAAAUAGGACACAACACAGAGCAAGAACACCCUGAAAUCCGACGUAAUGUGCGGUAAAGGGCCUUGCAGGUAAGACUUAAAACGGAAAACUCACAAGUGACCUAAUGGGUGACCAAAAACCCACGAACAGGCCAGCAUGGACAACCGCCAGCAAAACAGCGACGCAGAAAUGCUGCCCGCCGAGCAGCGCGACUGCUCAAAGGACACUGUGGUAGAGCCCAAAGACCUGCCAGCCAGUGAACCCCCAAACCACGUGACCAAAGACGAACAAAGGGGAGACUCCUCAUCAAGCAAACGCACCAACUCGGAAACAAACAGUAAGGAGCCCAAACUCCGGAAGGUCACAACUGAACCAAAACCAUACGAAGGGAGACCGAAAUGUAUGAAGGACACACUACCGCUAGAAUUCAUCAUCGAGAGAAGUCAUGGCGACGCAACUAUAGCUAUGACUGAGUACGACUUAAUCUCUGACUUCUUCAACGAACACCCAUCCGCUACGAGUGACAGGCUAAGUUUUAAUGGGAAGACGUUCGUCCAGUGGCUCGACCUACUCUUCCAAACGAGCGACGCGAUAGCGCAAGAAAAUAACCAGCUCGCGCUCGAAAAGUGCUUCCCUAAGCGAUCAGCUGUAGGAAAGCCGUCACCUGUCCAAAAACUAAUCAACAAAGAACCGCGAGAAUUCGCGCUGAGAGUACUCACAGCCGAACUCCUACCGGAUAAGGUCAUUAGGGAACGAUCGCCGGAGCAGGGCAGCCUCCUGGCAGACGUCCCCAGGCAAGAGAUCACCAACGUCGAAGAAGUUCGAAACGCCUACAAAUCAGCAGAACUCAGGGCAGAAGAUGUAGAGAAUUAUAUAGCAGAAGGGUGGUUCAUCGAGCCGAUCUUCUACCAACUAGUAACAGCAUACCGGUGCUCGAACAACUGCCCAAAAGCAGCAUGCUUCCUGUUCGACACACUACCGCCAAUCGUGAAGAACACAAUCCUGAAACUUCGCUACUCGCUGUACCACGCGAGAUACCAGCACCGACUCCUUCCAGAAGUGAUCUGGGACGCUAUCAUCGGUGGAACAAAAUCGCUCUCCGAGAAUACCAAGGAACGAGACAGAGGGAUCCAUCCGGACAUCCUCCAAGCAGUUGAAGCAGUCCUCCAACUCUUGCAGUGCUACCACCGGCCCGACGACACCUUCCACUCUGGUAACUGGGAGAGUCCCCUCCCAGUGAGAUCACUGAAGGAGACGAUCAGCCAAGCCAUGGCACAACAGCAGAAUUGGGCUAUGUGCCAAAAACAAAAGCAGAAAACAUGGGCGAACUAUCAGGAGGAUAACAGCAUCAAAGAGGUCCCAGGCAUCUCGGAGCAGUAUCGCAUCUCAUGCGCAGAGUGGCCAGGCGUCGACAUGGGAUAUGCCAACUACUUUGCCUCGUCUGUAAUCGACUGUCAAAAGUGGACACCACUCAGCACAGCAGAAGACGACUCUCCAACUGAAGACUCUGACGAAUACAGCGAAAACCCAGCGAAGGACAUCCAGGACCUGCUCGCCGCCGGAAAAAUAACCCUAGAUGAGAUAAAUGGCGAGCAGCAUGAAGCAAAGCCGAAGGCGAAAACGCAGUCCGUCUCCUUUGUCUCGCCAGCCAAGCGGACACCUAAACACAAGACAGAAAAGCAAAAAGCAUCCGCAGCCAACCAGGCAAGAAUCAGGUCUGCCUUUGGAAGCCACUUCGGUCAUGAGAUCGAACCAGACUCCCCGGAAAGUCCGGAAGGAUGGGAGUACGAAGACGGAAGCGCUGACCAGUGGGAUCCUCCGACAGCAGACGGCAGAGCGCUCCAACAUGGACCAAAGUCGUCGAAAUGCCCAUGGGGUUACCCUCAUUAUGAGGACCCGCUACCUCCAAACUACAUGGCAGAAGCGUGCGGCCACGGAUCGGAGGCAGCGCUGUCACUCGUUACGGCCAUGCGUGUACUACCGCCAGGCUUGGUGGCAAAGAGUGAAAUCUAGCACAGGCAUUUACCUUAGCAAUUCUCUCCUCUCUAAUCCCUACGCGCUACACCUGUACUGCUUCAUGGCAGCCAGACCAGGCGCAGCUGAAUCAAUGCCCCGACUCCUGAGUCCGCUCGUAUUCCGAAAAGUCAGAAGGUGCGUCGACGCCAUCAUCUCAGAAGAUGAAAAUCACCUGGAAGCACCGGUAAGCACGACCAAGAGUAGCCCAGUCUUUGCACUCAUCCACAAUCAACAAGCGGCGCAAAUCGUGAAAUCAAAGAAAGAGGCACCAAUAACACUGGACACAUUUGCGGACGCACUGACCAUCCUCUCAAUCAACCAAUAUGACCCAGCAAUCAUGCUGAACAGGAAGGCGGACGAAGUAAUCAACGAACUGCACCUGACACCACACGCCACUGUCAGCCUCAGAGCCUCUCUCCGAGAAAUCAUCGAAACACUAGGAGCAUCCAGCCUGUUCACAGGAUACUCGAUACCUCCGAGCUUCUUCGGUCUCCAAUCAGAUGAACUUUCAAGGGCAGUAAAAGCAGCCGAGAAAGUACUCCAGUCAGUAGUUACGAUGCACGACCACGUCAAUGACUUCAACUCAGAAAACCACAAAAAGCUCCUCGAAGUCGCAAAAGGUGAAAGAGCUUGCCUCAUCAUGCUCUACGCUGCCAAAGUGCUCGGCAGUAACUUCCAAAAGUUUACCGAGCUCCGAGAUGCAAUGAAAUGCGUCCAAGGCUUAGGCGCAGCACUCUGGAAACUAAAGCAGACUGCUAUGAUCUCGCACUUGGCAAGUGACCUCAAGUGCGACCCAUCCAAGACAGCAAAACUCUCAAAACGGGAGAUCAUCGAUAUCCUCCGCCGCAUCAAAGACACAGCACCAGCACAGCCAGCUGAGAAAAAGGGAAAAGGAAAAGGAAAGAGCAAAGGAAAAGGAAACGCAAAAGGCAAAUCAGCGAACGGAGUCAAUGCCUACAACUACCAAGGCAAUGCCUAUGGGGGUCUGUACAAAGGAGGCGACCAUGGGAAACACAACAAAGGAAAAGGUAAGGAGAAAGGAAAAGGCAAAGGCAAAAAAGGCAGCAAGGGAGGUAUCGCGAACCUUAUUUGCAAAACAAUUGAUGUGAUAACCGAGUGCACGCCACUAACACGAAAUCAAAUACACGCUACACAUUUGUGCCCCCUCCAUCUAGCAAACCGACUCAAACUUACAGUGCUGAACGAAAGCGGAGAAUUGAUAGCACCACACUGCAAGAACGGACACGACCACACAACCACUGAAGCGCUUGCAAAAGGUGCGAAGGGAUCAGGAGCCGGAAAAAGAGACUCCUAGAGUACUUAUCGCACAUGUCAUGGCUGUGCUCCGUAUCAAGGGAUGAAAAUAAACAGAACUGAGCACGUGGAGCAUAAUACUGAAGCUAUAUUAUAAACUUAGCUAUCUUGAAAUAGGCCAUCAACUUUAUAAUCUCCAUAAUCAAAAUCCUCAGCAUGUGCGGGGCCGCCGAUACCUCGGGGCAGAAGUGGCACACAGAGCACAGUGUUCCCAGGAGCAGGACGGCCGCUAGGUGUGCGGUUGACACCAUACUGCACAGAAUGUGGUAGAGCUGUGGUUCACUGUGCAUACUGUGGAGCUGGACCAGGUGCACCCGAGAAGGCAAGCACCAACCAGCACACGCCAGUGGGGGCAAAGUCUUGCUGUCAGCAAGGCACUCCCUCGUUCCAGUGAGACCGGGGAGAUACCAACCAAGAUGAGAUAAAUUCUAAUCAUCUUGGCAGUCGUUCUUUCCUGCAAAAUUUUAGCAGAAUACAUGAAGAAAGGAGCUGCCCUCUUUAGCAGAAACUACAUACCGAAGGAUAUUGAAAAUAAUAAGAACGCAAAUGACGUCCUUGAAAUUAAUAGGGG
Messenger RNA from Amoebophrya sp. A25, 5889 nucleotides. The record is from the annotation of a GenBank genome assembly. NCBI's taxonomy places the organism in Eukaryota, Dinophyceae, Syndiniales, Amoebophryaceae.